AGCCAUUUUGGCUCAAGGCUGCAGCCGCUGGCUCCGCCUGGCCACCCCGCCCGCCCACCCGCGCGCGCGGGCCUGUCUGGCAGGGGUCCGCCCCGAGGCGGCGCGCGGUCGUGGCAUGGACGGCCGGCUGCUCGCCAAGCUCGACCGGGUGCAUUCGUUCCUUUGGAAGGACGAGGUAAGCGAAACUUACAGCUGCACCGUCCCCGGAGUACAUGGGCGGGUGGCAGUGAAGGUGUUCAUCAAAGUGAAUCUGCGGGGCUCCAAGGAGGCGCAGGUGCUGAAAGACCUCGAACACCCGAACCUCAUCCACCUGCUGCACGUCAUUUCGUGCAAGCCCUUGUGCCUCGCGUACGAGAUGUGCCCCGGCGGCACGCUGCGCUCUCUGCUCUCUUGGGCAAGCAGCAAGACGGGCGAUCCAUCGAGUCAGCAGCCGGGGCUCACUGUGGAUCACCGACUGCAGGCGGUCGCCCAGACAGUCUCCGCCGUGGCGCACUUGCACAAGAAGGACAUCGUUCAUUCUGCCGUGAGGCCGGACAACAUCUUUCUCGCUCACCCAGUGGGCCACGGGCCUGAGGGCAUCGUCGUGCCACAGGUGCUGUUGGGCGACGUGGGCUUGUCCCGUUUCUUGGAAGACGAGGUCGAACAAACCCCUUCAUUCGGCACUUUGAACUACAUGGCGCCAGAGGUGCUGCUGCGAGCCUCAUACGGCCUAGCCUCUGACGUAUUCUCAUGUGGCGUGAUAAUACACGAGGUGUUAACGGGCAUUGUGCCGUACAGCGACCUGAACAUCGCAAGCCAUAUCUUAGUGUUGAAGGUAUGUGCGGGCCUACGGCCGAAUAUCAGUCUCUUACACGCAUGUGGCGCGGCCAAGCUGCAGAUAGCAAGCAUCUUGGCUUUCGCAUGGGAUGAGGACGUUAACACCAGGACGACAUCGGAAGAGUUCGAACUAACUCUUUUCGGUUUGAUUGACAAGCGUCAGAAGGCCAGUCUGUAGACGGGGCACGAUAUGCACAGGAACUGGUGAGCGCGCGUCCCUUUGACAGCGUCUUACUCGCAUGUCUGCUCCGCCAACAAAACCGCUGCCGCCACGUCGGGUUCGCGUGUCUCUGACCCUCUUGCCGCACGGCUGUGUGAGGUCGCCCGCCUCGUCAUCAUCACUAAGUGUUACGCCCGUGACAUGCCCACGUACAUGCGCUUUGCUUGUGCAGUUGUCAAGUUCCGCAUCCAUCUCUUUCUAAAUUUCUUUCUUGUCUGCCGUCCACGACGAUGGCGAUGAGCCUGGGAACGAGGAGCCACAGACAGUGAAGCAGCACCCCUGCCAGACACUUUGCCGUUCCCGCUUGCUCUGGGACAUUUGCCCCGGCAGCGAGAAGCGAGCCUAUCUGAUCUAGCGUUUGCCGCGCAGCUCGGCCGUUGCUUUAUGCUGCAGUCGUUGGAACUGGCAAACGCUCGAGGCUGUUCCUAAGUAUUAUGUCCAUCUGCUCGGUUUGUGUUGAAUACGUCCUGGGCGUUGGCCAUUUUUUCCGAGUCCUCCUCCGGCAAUGACCAGCCAAGUUGAAUCCGCAGCGCCGCGCCCCACCUGCCUCCCCCCCUCCAACCCCUCCUGUGCUUGCUCCGCAGCCCCCAUAUUCGCAUUGCCCCGUGGCGCUUUGCACAUGCGGAAGCAGCGUUCCACUCCGUUUCUUUAUCGGAUGUAGAAGGACUCUGAUUUCUGACCACCCCCCUGCUCUGGUUGGGCUUACGCCAGCCCGUGGGAACCACACUUUUAACUGUUGCGCGCCUGGCAAAAAAAAACAAUGCGCCCGCGCUCGCAGCCGCUCUUCGGGAUCGCUCAGGCGUGUGUGCACGUUCCGGAUGCUAGCGUAGAGGAUGUGCAAGGAUCUCGAGAUUCUGCUAGCCAUCCCCAGUAGCUUGGGUCGAGCCCACGCCCGCCCAUGGAAGGCACUCUUUUUCAAUUUCAGAACUUGUUGUCUCAAUGAAUUGUUCCGCGCCGGCCACUUUCCAAGGGACACAGCCACAUUCCGAGCAUGGGGCAUGGAAACAAGGCUUGGUAUUUUCACGAAGUUGCAUGUGGGCUCAACAGGCUCGCGUUUUGACUUCUGCAGCACGGUCGCCCCUCUUUUUCAUAGAGCGUCAUUCAGACGGCAGGCUGGGUUCUUGAGUAGGGCACGCACAGCCAGGGUGAAACAUCUAGAUGAGGAGGAG
Molecule: messenger RNA, 2205 nt
Organism: Prorocentrum cordatum
Lineage: Eukaryota; Dinophyceae; Prorocentrales; Prorocentraceae
Source: the annotation of a GenBank genome assembly